AUGGGGAUCUCUGUCAAGGUGACUGGAAUUACAGACAAGGCAGCACUUCAAGACAUUUACGAUUUCUUCUCGUUCUCCGGACCCAUUGAAAGCAUUAAUCUUGAGAAAGAUGCGGAGGGUGACGUACAGACUGCUCACGUGACAUUCUCCGAGCAGAAGUCAAUGGAGACUGCUCUUCUGCUGACGGGUGCCAUGAUCUUGGACAAGGUCGUAAUCGUGGAGCCAGCAACUGACUACGAACCUCCCAGCACGGCGAAGUUUUAUGAUACAACCAAUGGAGACGGGAAGGAGACUCCGAGCAGCCCAGCUACCAACAUUGCCACAGCAGCUCAAGAGAUGGUUCGCUCUCUCUUAUCUCGCGGAUACACCCUCGCUCAAGACGCCAUGCAGCGCGCUCGUGACCUGGAUGCCAGACUGGCUUUCUCUAGCUCUGCUGCUGCAGGCACUGCUGCCAUUCGUGAUGGCAUUGUCGCCCUGCCAUCCACAAUCUCUGAAGGAGCCAAAACCGUUGGCACUAACGUCUCAGAAGGAGCCAAGGUCGUGGGCUCUACAAUGGCAGAGGGUGCUAAGGCUGUUGGAUCAACAGUCUCAGAGGGAGCGAAAGCUGUUGGAUCAAGCGUUGCAGCCACUGCUGAUUCGAUCGACAAGAGGCUGUACAUCUCACAGAGUUUCAAAGCAGGGACAGGAGCCUUGGCCAAGUCCUUAAGUGUCGUUGAUGAAAGGCUGCACCUGUCUGAGACCACCAGAGGGGCGUUUGUGGCUGCCGAGACAAAGCUGAACGAGGCUGGAGAGAUACUGGUGCAGAAUAAACUCAUUGCUUCCAGCAAGGACUUCGUGAUGGGCGUCACUUCCAAGAUAUCAAAUAUAGUUGAAGGGGAGGCUAAGCCAGCUGCAGAUGCUGCUGCUUCCGCUGAGGUUAGCAAGGAUGGGGAUGAAGCAGCCAAGCCGACUGAGCCUGAAACUGAGGGAACAGCUGCCAAAGACACUGUUGACGAUGCUCCUGAAGCUGCUCCAGCUGCUUCGCCUGUUGAUGCUGCAGCAGAUAAGUCAUCAGAUGCGCCUGCACCAGCCAGUAAGUCGAAGGACGAAGACACCCCGGUUUUCUGA
Messenger RNA from Closterium sp. Naga37s-1, 1107 nucleotides. NCBI's taxonomy places the organism in Eukaryota, Viridiplantae, Streptophyta, Zygnematophyceae, Desmidiales, Closteriaceae. The record is from the annotation of a GenBank genome assembly.